AUGCCUCCCAACUCGAAAUCCACCAACACCAAUUCUCGAAAGUUGAAGAUUCUCAUGUUACAUGGCUACACACAAUCCGGUCCCCUUUUCCAAGCAAAAACCCAACGUAUCAAGAAACUACUUGAGAAAUCUCUCGCCAGUUUACCCAUCAAAUCCGACCCUACGAUCAAUGGCAUCGACCUCUUCUACCCCACCGGCCCUUUCAAAGUCUCUUCUGCCGACAUGAACGGAGCAGAAGUCAGAGAAGACGCCAAUGGCUGGUGGAAACUGCGAGAACGCGGUGAACCCCAAGACGGUGUCGCUGAAGGACUGGAAACAGUGGCGAAAGUGCUUCGAGAAAACGGGCCUAUGGAUGGAGUCAUGGGGUUCAGUCAAGGAGCUGCUUUGGCUGCUAUGGUGGUUUCUCUACUCGAACCAGGAAGAGCAGAUGCUUUUGCCAAAGUCGCAGGGGGUAUGGAGUUUCCGGAAUCGUUUGCUGAGUUGCAGCAUCCACCGCUUAGGUUUGGUGUUUGCUUUUCGGGGCUGUUGAAUAAGCAUGAUGCAUAUACUGCAUUCUACGAGCCCAAGAUCCAAACGCCGAUAUUGCAUGUUUUGGGCAGUAUGGACACCAUUGUGGAGGAAAGCGAGUCAUUGGCUUUGGCUGAACGUUGUGUGGAUGGAGAUGGCAUGAUUAUCAGACAUGCUGGUACGCAUACCGUGCCGAGCAGUGAGAGAGAUAUCGCAGCUGUCAUACAGUUUAUCCGAAACGCGUAUCCUGGCGGAAAUGCAGCCAGCAAGAAAGACGAAGACGAAGAUGUCUUGGACAUGGAUAUGCCUUUCUAG
Messenger RNA from Aureobasidium vineae, 822 nucleotides. The record is from the annotation of a GenBank genome assembly. NCBI's taxonomy places the organism in Eukaryota, Fungi, Ascomycota, Dothideomycetes, Dothideales, Saccotheciaceae.